CCUCGCUUGGCCUGGAUGCCCAACUACGAGGGUGGUAUGCCGCGUGGGUACGUCGUCAAGUACCGCGCCGCCGGCUCCCUCGAAUACCAGGUGUCGGAGGUGUCAGGGGGUGAGGCGCGGGGCAUCACGGUGAAGGAGUUGUCCCCAGGCACCGAGUAUCUCUUCACUGUACACGCCAGGAACCCCCAGGGCCCCUCCUCCUACGUCACCCCCCACGUCACAGCCACCACACACGGAGUGUCAGGGCACCCCAGUACGUGGCCGGGGAUGGCAGGGGGGUCGAGGAGCAUGGUGGAGGAGGGGUCAUCUAGGAUGCCGCGCCUCAUGCUGCUCAUCAUCACACUCACGGGCGCCGCUCUCCUCGCCCUCAACGUUGCCAUCAUCGGUUGCUUCAUUCGACGACGAGCCAUCAAUCGCAACGCCUCCGCGUCAUCCUCCACUAAGAACGUAGCAGUGGACGUUUAUGGUGUGACGCCCGCCUCUACUCCUGGUGUUGUCCAUAACGAGGCCCUUCUAUCUCUCACUACCAUGUCUCCUCAUCUGCCUUCUACCACUCCUCCACCCUACGAGGAGGAUCACCAGACCAACGUGGACGACUGUGACCCUCCCAGCCUGGUGAUCCCUAACGCCACUACCCACACCACCUCCCGCACACCCAAACACCCGCACGCCCACAGCACCCCGCGUCAGAAUGGCAUGGUGGGUCGGGAUGUCAGCAGCCUGUACAGCAGGACUAUGAGCCCAAAGACUAUCGAGAGACUCGCCACCAACCAGAACUCACCUACACCCGCCAGCGGUGGUGGUGGAGAGGUGAGCUCCUCCUCCCCCAGAGCCAGCCCCUUGAUGCAGGGAGAUGGGGAGGCCAAAGAUAUCAAGGAAAUUCGUCAGCAGACCAGCGAGGAGGUGACGUCUCUUUGCUCCAGCACCUACGACUCUCUGCCAAACGACCCUCAACAACCCCAACAGGAACAAAGUUUAGCUCCUUACUCCUCCGCCGACCAGACGUCCCUCUCCUCCUACCACAGUGAUUAUUCGCGCAGCUACGAGUACUCUAACGGCCUGGUACAUCCCAUCUAUCACCAGGGCUGUCCUCAUCACCACCACCAUCACCACCACCAGCAGGCGCGCACCACACCUCACUACCAGACACCUCAUGACGCCCGCACCUACCAUCAACCACAGCAGAGCGAGCAGCAGGAACUGAUACAGGCACCAGUACCUUAUUCUGGUUUGAAUCCUUCAGGACUUUACAACCUUGGCUCUGAGUACCAUGAAACCAGAGCGAGUCCUACUUCUUUCGGAACAGGAUCACCUGCCGGCUACGCCACGCUGGGCCCACGCAGACGCAAACCCAUGCCUUCAAAGUUCGCUAGUCUACAACGCCCACGAUCGUCUCACUCCCACUCUCACAUCCACUCCCACUCCCAGAGUCAGCAGCGGCCCUCCUCUGGUUUACAGACGGAGGGGCAUCAACACCUACUUCAGGAGGAAGGAAGUGACCGUCUGGGGACUGAUAAUGUCGAUCAGGCCACAGGAGACGACCAAAAAGGCUCACAGCGUCGCGGAACCAUGCAGAGCUUUGAUCCUCCCACCCUGCUGACCUCCCACGGUCACCCUGCCCUACAACAGGCUGACGCCGGGCUGUUAACGGGUAAUGAAACGCAGCUUGGACAUCAGAAUGGCCAAGGGGACAUUCACGGACACUCACACACCCACAGCCACAGACAUACCCACACCAGUGGUUCACACCCAGACUCGUUUUGCCCAAGACAUGGUAAUACUAGCGGCUUCACCCAGAGCUCCAGCGACCGACACCAACGCGUUAGUGGCAACCACCUGCCACCUAGCGAGCCUAACUACGGCAUUAAAGCACACACGAGCAGUAGUUCCCACAACCAACGCACGAGCAGCCCCAACCAUCUCAUCAACAGCUCCAAUGAACGAUCCAGCAGCCCUAAACCAAGGACAAGCAGCCCACACCACCGCAUUAGCAGCCCCAACCAACGCAUCAUCAGCCCGAACCAACGCACCAAUAGCCCCACCAACCAACGCAUUACCAGCCCCACCAACCAACGCAUCACCAGCCCUAACCAACGCACUAAUAGCCCCACCAACCAACGUGCCAACAGCCCCAGCCAACGUAGUGAUCCCCCCAGCCGACGCACCAGCUUCUCCAGCCAGCGACUCACCAACAGCCAAAACCCUGGAAAGUUCCCUAAAGACGAAAGAACCGCCGCUGAAGGCCCUCAGUUCACUGCCCCAGUCGUUGUGGAGUCGUCGGGGACUCUCGCAGAGACGACUACCCUCGCCUCUGCAGGUCGUCCACGUUUUCCACACGACUUUGUGCGAAAUAUCCCGAGGACAAUUACUCACGAGACCUACGAGGACAACAGUGUCGGGGGUCACAACACAGACAACAGCCGCAGAUAAAAAUAAGAACUAUGUUGAAUUCCAAAGCUGCGGUGCUUUUUCUAUGAGAGAGAAAUACUAAUUAAAAGUGUUGCAAAUUUAAUCUAUUCUUACUUGGACGGUCGUGGUUUGUCUCGGUGGUUUAGUGAUGUUAAGUAACCAGACUGUGAAUAAUCUUCACUUACAUUUAAAUAACGUCGGCAAAUUAUUGAGACCAUAUGUUAAAAAAAUACCAAGCACAGUCUGUUUUUGUUCCUGUCAAAUAUAUUUUGCCGACAUUCGAGCUAAUAUCAGGAAUAUAAUAACAAAGUCGGAAAAGUGUCCAAACUUGUCGCUGAGGCCGAGAACUUUAGAGACCCAGAGGUUGAUGAGACAACUUCCACUAAAGAACAUCUCGCCAGAACGUGUAGUGAAAGAUAACAAUUAUGUGGUGUUGUGAGCUGCUGUUGCUUGAGGAAAGAAAACAAACAUUGCCAAGUCAACCUGCGAUACACCAUAAUAAUCUGUCCAUGUGUCGUGUCAUGUUUAUAUACUGCAGGUCAUACUUAGAGGACGACCUUAUGUCAUUGAAGUCAUUUACGAUGUACUACAAUAAUAAAAUAAUAAAUAAUAUCCCUUUGGGCUUCGUGACAUCUUUAAAGCACUCCAGAAGAAAUAAGGACCAACGUAACACUUAAAAAAAAUAGAGUACAUCGUAAGUGCAUAUAAUGACUUACGCUUUAUUCUCAACAUACAGUAAACCUGAUAUACAUUUCUUAUCUAUUACAGGCCUCUAUGAGAUAAUUACCUAAACGACUGUACCAUAUACUUGUUGUUCUCACCGUAAGACAACUUUAUCUGUUGAGUGUGGUGUUCAGAAACUAAUCCAGAGGCAAAUGUGAUAAUGUGGAUAUUUACACCAAACAAUUAUUGCUUCACAGUUAUCAGUUGUUUUGUAGGUCGUGUGUGUGUGUGUGUGUGUGUGUGUGUGUGUGUGUGUGUGUGUGUGUGUGUGUGUGUAACAUUAUACUUUUAUACACUUACCUACAAAUGGCUCUAUAUCUCCGUUCAUAUGUCUGUCAUCUAAUCACUAAUGUAAACACACACACUAGACUUUACAUGUUCACAAAAAGUCAAACUCCCGAAAUAUUCCCUUCGAAUGUCCUUAAAGAUGUAAUAAUAACGUUAUGACCAUCUUGUAAAAGGCCAAAAACUACAUUAACCCUCUGGAAUACGAUGACUUUAACCCACUGAGCAUGACGACUUGAGUAUGAUGAUUUGAUCACAAGAUUAAGAUAACCUCUUCAUUGUAUAGAACUUAGACACCCUCAUAAAAUAGUCAACUCAGUCAUUAUUUUUUUCUUCUUUAUCUUCAUUUUCUUCUCGCAAACACAUAAUUUUGUAGUGGAGAAGUCGAGUUUGUGUGUAGGUGUGAUUGACUGGGCGAAAACUCUGGAGAGAAAAAUGGCAAAACACAAGAGUCAAACUUCCACACAUUUUCAACUUGGUGUGUGUUGGGUUUUUUUCCCCCAAUAUGUGUAUGGGUUCAGGUGUUCAUAAUUUCAGAUUCAUGUACAUACAGUGAGGAGUUAUCUGAUCUCAUUAUGCUUCCAUCUCUCUGCCUUCCUUCCUUCCUUCCUUCCUUCCUUCCUUUCUUCCUUCUUUCUUUGAUUUUUUCUUUCGUUAUUUACCAACUUUACAUAAAUAUACUAACAAUAAAACCACUUUUGUUAUUUAUUUCUUAAGGCGAUAGAACAACUACCAAAUUUAACCUAACUUAAACUAAUAUAGAAUCAUUAAGUUUAAGUUUGGUUGGUCAGUGCCAUUGUUAACUUUCUCAUGAUGAAAAACUAUGAAGGAUAGUUUAAGAGAGUUUUGUUCGUGGUUCGUGGUAGUUUUCCGACAUUCUUACUCUUGCGGGAGGACACGAGAGACGCCCAUUUUCUAUAACGAAGUGCGAUUACGGACAGACAACAGAGACCCAUAACCGAAACUGUCUUGGCACAUGCACGUCACCUAUUCACUACACACCAUUUGUGAAGAGUAACAUGACAUUUCGUUGAAAACUGGGAGACGAGUUCAUGUCAUAAAUUCACACACACACACACCACCUAUUGACUCUGCAACAUUAUAAAACUAGCGUUAGGUGGGUUACCACUAGAUACAGGCGUGGGGGUGGCGGGCUAAAGUAACGUCGAGGGCAGUUGAGGGUGUGAGCCGUACUGCCUCUGCUGCUUCAACGGUGUGUAGCCGAUCGCUCCACAGGUUAGUACAGUAGAUGGUGUUCUAAGUAUUGGGUUAUUCUUAAUUACCGUGAGUUUAGGACAAAUUCUAUGUGACCUUAGUAUCUCUUUUUAUUUAACGAGACAUAUAAAACUUCUGUUGAGCAAAUUUGUUAGGCAUUUUUAGUUAGUUUGAUUGAAUUGUGGACAGUUUAUUGAACUCAAUUGAAUAACUCUCGAUGUUUAUUUCAAGUGAGUCGGAAAACCGAAUCUUAAAGUAUGCACUAACGGUUAACUUGAAGAUAAACAUAAAACGCUGUGGUAAUCUUAACUUUUGGAUGACCAUUUCAGUAUUCUUGUGUAUACUUUGACUACCCUAGAGAGGCACAACUAGGUGACGUGAACAGGUAACGUUGCCAGAUAACAUCGACUUGAUCAGAUAACAUGGCCAGGUAACAUAGACAGAACGUGACCAGGUAACGUGGAUAGGUAAUAUGGACGGGUAUCAUAAACAGGUAACAUGGACAGGUAACGUUGCCAGGUAACAUCGACAGGUAACGUGAAAAAGAAAACGAAAGAUGUAAACUGACUCGAGAGUUGAACUGGCAGUGGUUAAGUGUGCAGGCGGGCGUGGGCUACACUCCUCAACGUCAGGACACAGCUCAUGUGUGGGGGGGAGGGGGUCUUGAUCAGUGUACCUGUGGAUCUUUCAGUCCCAUUUCUUACCUGCUGGGUUGGUGACGCGAAAAAUACAGUUGUUUUAUUGGUGUUUUAAUAACGGGUGGAAUAUUCUGAGUUUUAAUAAAGGAAAUUAACUAAAAAUAGUAUGGAUUUGUUUAGUGUUAGGAGGGGUAAAUAUUUUGAUUUGCUUUGGUAAAAAUAAUAUUUCUAAAUGCUAUGGAGUUUUGUCGUUACUUAGUGAUAUAUUUAAAGAUUUGAUUUAGAAGAAAAUCUCCAAAAUGAAAAUGAAUUUGGUGUUGUUUGGAGACAAUAUAAUGCGUUUUAAAUGAAUCUCAGAAUUAAAUUUCACUCCACCUAAAGAUAAAAAUUUUCCCGUGGUCACAGUUAACUCUUAUCGUCAACUUUUCGCAUAUAAUAUUUUUUCGUGUUUUUUUUAGUGUGUUGUAAACGCCGAGAUACACACACACAGAAUCAGCACCAACAAAUAUAUUUCUCCUCAUGCAAAGGGAUUUUUGCUUAUCAUACAUAAUAAUAUUACCUGAAGGUUUCCUGUUAUCUAGAUAUAAACUGGGAUUUUGAUCGUGAUAUCAACACGUACAAAACUUUACACACACACACACAAAAGUACAUAGAAUUUAAGAGGCAGUUCAAAAUCUCUCUAGUUACCUGAAGAAGAUACAAGCUGUGCAAAAUACACCUGUCCUUGUUAGAAUUAACAGCAAAUGUGUUUAUUUUUUAGUGUUCUCAACACUCAAAGUCUGUUUUCAAAGGGUUUAUUUCCGGAGUUAAGAGUGACAUGAUGUUAUUUUCAGAACUGAUGAGUGUGUAUGUGUGAAUAGUAAGACGUCAAAAGUGUGUUCAUUGGCACCAAAAUCACAGGUGUCAUGUGAACCUUGAAAGUAACUCCUGAAUCAAGGCAUUUUACCCGAGGUGAGUGAGGUAAUAAUUAUCGUAUAUCAACUCAACUGAUGUGAACUUUUGUACAUUGUUCAUUAGUGUUUUUGGCCCCAUAAGUAGACAACCCACCAACAUCUCCUACACACACACACACACACACACACACACACACACACACGUUCCUAAAAUAGAAUCGUGCCACUUUAAACUCCAGUAAUGACCAAGAGACUAAACCUUCUUCCCUGAGAAACAAGUAGUGUUUUGUUCUUCUUGUCGUUAAGAGAUUAUCCCGGCAAUAAAUGCAACUACGAAAUUAACGAAACUUUCCCCGUAUGGUCAUUACGAUAAUUACAAGUCCUCCACUCACUUUCAUUAUAGAGUAUAAACGCGCUUGUGGAGCCAUAACUGCAUUAAUCAAUCUAUUUAUGUAAAUGAUAAUCCUAUGUAAUUAAAAUAGAUUUAUAUCACAGUUUCCAACACAAGAAAAAACAUGAUAGUUUAGUGUUCACUGAGUUAGGCUGUGAUCAGGAAGUGUAACAUCCAUGGAGAAAAUAAGUUUAAAUUACUAUCAAGGCAACACAGCAUUGAGGAUCGAUUAUAUUAAGUGUAGGCAAUUCUAACGAUACAGCUUUUGUGCAAAAUUGUGAAUUCGCAGUACACAGUGUAAUUAUGUUUAUUGGCGCUACAAUGAUGGAAAUAUGUUGUCCACUUUGUCGCCUCAAACAUUGUACAUAUGCGAGGUACAGUCCAGCGGCGAGUUUAUUGACAGUUAACGCAUAAAACUCUAGGAAAUAUAAGCAGUCAGGGCAGAUGCUGGAAAUGGUGAAUAAAUUACUAUCAUACCCAUGAAUAUGUCCCCCUGUGUAUUUUUAAUGUGUUGGGGUGAAAAUACGAAGAAUCUAUUUAAUGAACAUCGAUUUUUGUGUGUGUGUGUGUGUGUGUGUGUGUGUGUGUGUGUGUGUGUGAUACCAAUAAAGAGCGAACGCCUAUUACAUACUUGGGAAAUACAUUAAAACAAGAGUAUUAAUUGCGGACUGGACAAACAUAUGACUUUCUCUUUUCUAUCUAUCUAUGUCUCUUUCAUUCUAUCUCACCUUUUCUAAAUUUAGUCGUACCCCUCCCCCCUCCCACCAAAAAAAAAUAACCUAUCUUACUUUUGAUAGAUAAAUACUCGAUAAAGGAUCGCUGGUACUUUGAUAAAAUGGCAGUGAUUACUUACCAAAAAAUAGUGUGACAUUAUUUAAGUGUGUACGUGUGUAGGUGAAGGGGAGCUACUGUGUGUUAAGUGCUCGCCAGGGAGGUGGAUAAUGCCUGGAGUCUCUCUCGCAUUUCUUGUAACUUUAUAUGGAAAAGAUAAUAAAGAAUUUUACCUAA
Homarus americanus (American lobster) is the source of this 7562-nucleotide messenger RNA. Its product is annotated as LIM domain-containing protein A-like. Lineage: Eukaryota; Metazoa; Arthropoda; Malacostraca; Decapoda; Nephropidae. The transcript has 6 exons. The record is from RefSeq and is a predicted model, not a curated record. Gene Ontology annotation, molecular function: protein binding. The coding region runs from base 16 to 2430 and encodes 804 amino acids.